AUGGCGCCCGCACCAAUUCUUGAUUCCAUCGUUGACACGAUUGAGCCCAGGAAGGAGACCCUCCCUCUUCCGGAACCAGCACGUCAACGUCUCCUCAAAGCUGCAAUCGACCUGUCCAAGGGUUAUCCAUACCGCCCAUCUGUACCUCUUUACCUUCAAGACGUUUACAAGAUUCGCGACGAGGAGCGACUUUACCAGGACGCAGGUGCUCGAGCUGACAAAUCAAAGAAGAACCUCUUCUCAGCAGCAACCAAGGUGACCGACUUGACCACACACAUCGGGACCGAGAUCGAGGGUCUUCAGCUCAAGGACCUCACCCCCCAGCAGCGCGAUGAGUUAGCCCUUCUUAUUGCCGAGCGGAGCGUCGUCUUCUUCCGUAACCAGGACCUCACUCCCCAGCAACAAAAGGAGCUGGGUGAGUGGUUCGGCGAGGUCGAAGUUCAUCCUCAGACUCCCCAAGUCCCUGGUGUCCCAGGCGUGACCGUUAUUUGGCCAGACCUCUUCACCCUGGAGAGACCGGCCGACUUCCGUCGUCCUGGCGGUGCCUCAAACUGGCACAGCGAUCUCGUUCAUGAACGCCAACCGGCGGGUAUCACCCACCUGCACAAUGAUACGGUACCUCCUACCGGCGGAGAUACGCUUUGGGCAUCUGGUUACAGCGCUUAUGAGAAGCUUUCGCCUGAAUUUCGCAAGAUCAUUGAUGGCAAGUAUGCCGUGUACCGCUCUGCACACCCAUACAUCGAUCGGCAGGACCCCAAUGCAGGACCCAAGUACAUCGAGCGCACGCAUCCGCUUGUGCGAGUUCAUCCGGCCACUGGGUGGAAAGCAUUGUGGGUGAAUCGAUCAAUGACGGUGCGGAUCGUGGGGCUCGAUAAGGCCGAGAGCGAUGUGAUUCUGAACUACUUGUAUGAUGUCUACGAGAAGAACGUCGACAUACAAGUGCGCUUCAAGUGGACACCGGGGACGAGUGCGUUGUGGGACAAUAGGUCAGUAAUUUCUUGA
Neurospora tetrasperma FGSC 2508 is the source of this 1002-nucleotide messenger RNA. RefSeq lists its product as uncharacterized. The record is from RefSeq and is a predicted model, not a curated record. Gene Ontology annotation, cellular component: cytoplasm. The transcript has a single exon. NCBI's taxonomy places the organism in Eukaryota, Fungi, Ascomycota, Sordariomycetes, Sordariales, Sordariaceae. The coding region runs from base 1 to 1002 and encodes 333 amino acids. Gene Ontology annotation, molecular function: 2-oxoglutarate-dependent dioxygenase activity.